CGGCACUCCGCUGACCGGCUGCCGCUCCGUGCGCACGCGCCCUCCCUACUCCUCCUCAACGAACUCGCGGCGUCCGGGCCGCCCAAGCCCACAGCGCCCCCUUUCGACUCUAGGCUUCCCAGCCGUCUACCAUCAGUACUAGGUAUCACUCAGAACAGAGAGGCUCAGCCUCUGGUGCACCAAUGAGCCAAGUGGAGUUUGAAAUGGCCUGCACAUCUCUCAAGCAGCUGAAGGGUCCCGUGAGCGAUCAGGAGAAACUGCUGGUGUACAGCUUCUACAAACAGGCCACCCUGGGCGACUGUAACAUCCCUGUCCCUCCAGCCACAGAUGUGAGAGCAAAGGCCAAAUGGGAGGCGUGGAAUGUGAACAAAGGGAUGUCCAAGAUGGAUGCCAUGAGGAUCUAUAUUGCCAAAGUGGAGGAGCUGAAGAAAAAGGAGUGUGGCUAAGGACAUGUUGGCCAACACAAGGAAGUCGCAUGGCUUCACUGGUAGGGAAUGGGCUUAAGAGUUCUGAUGGCUGGAACACACUGAAAGGGUAACAAGGUUAGCGGAGACAUCAAUAAAUCACCUUAACCGCAGGAGAGUGGAGUCUGUUACAAAAAAAGAAACUGUGAGGGGUCUGAAAAGGGGUUCAAAUGUAAAAGCAUCUCUGCUGGGUAAAACUCCUUUAAUCUGGCUCUGUGUGGUCUGACUGGCACCAAUACCCAUCCUACCUAUGUGGAUGGAUGGCAGACAGAAGUGGGGAUGGGUGGGGUGCUUCAUGCCAUGAAAAUGACCAAGGCUGGAAGUGGAGGCAGGACCUUGGAUCUGUAACAAUACAGAGGAGAAAGGGGCUCUGUCUUAACACUAAAAUCAAACAGAAAAUUGCUUAUCUAGAACAUAGGCCCCAGUGAAGUUAGAUUUUGAUGGAACUCAAACUUCAGUGACACAGGAAUGAAGUAGCUCAUGCAUCACAACACAGCAGUUGAGGGACAAUGGAGCAAGAUGGUUUCAGGAUCUGAGGCUCCACAAGACUCAUCGGAGGCUUAGCAACCUAAAUGUUCUUAGGAUUGGUGUUCUUAAUCUAGGUCUCUGCUUGGGCCCUGCUGGACAGUAUGUAUAUAGGCACAUGUGGGUCUUUGUCAGUCAUUUCAGAGACAUCAGUAUGCUACCACGGUGCCUGGAAGCUUGCAUAUGAAGAGCUAAAUAGAGUUCUUAAAGGACUCUACAGUAGCAUGGCAUUUCCAACACUUUUCUUUAAAACUUGUCUUCUGAGAUACAGUCACUGCCUGGCAAAUCUAUUCACAUAACAGCAAAUUUCUAAAGGUGUUUUGUGUGUGUGUGUGUGUGUGUGUGUGUGGUUUGUUUUGUGUUUUAAUUAUUCAGGUUUUUGGGAUAGGGCCUGGCAGGUCUGGAAUUUACUGUGUAAACCCAGGCUGGCCUCAACUUUUAGAGAUCCAUCUGCUUCUUCAUGAGUGCUAGGAUAACAAGUAUAAACCACCCAUGAUGGCUCUAGAGUAUAUUUUUUAAUCAUUAAAAUAUUUUAUUAUUGUGUGUACACUGUAGGUGUGGCUGGAGUGAGUAUGCUAACAGUGUACGUGGAGGUCAGAACACAGCCUUAUCUAGUUGGUUCUCUCCUCUGACCUUUAUAUAGGUUCAUAGGAGCAAACUCAGGUUGCCAGGUUUUUGUGGUAAGUACUGCCACCUUUACCUACAGAACUAUCUUGUGGGUCCUAAAGUGUUGGGUUGUUUUUUUUUUUAAUUUUUGUUUUUGUUUUUUUGAGACAGGGUUUCUCUAUGUAACAGCCCUGAUUAUCCUGGAACUUGCUUUGGAGACCAGGCUGGUCUUGAACUCUGCCUCUGCCUCCUAAGUGCUGGGAUUAAAGGUGUGCGCCACCAAGACAAGUCAGCACAUUUUUAAAUAGUCCUUUUUUUCUUAUGAAUUAGAGGGUCUACGUAGUUUCAGACUAGCAGGGACAACAUGAGACCUUGCUUCAAAACCAAACAAAACCUUUUCCAAAAAUCUUUAAUGACAAAUGUACUCAAUAAAACUGUUUUUAAUGAUAUAAAGAUAUCAGCCUAAACAGAAAACAUUUCUCCAGGCUGAAGAAAUACUCUACUCCAUUUUAGAGGACUAAGACCACUUUAUAAAGUAGUACAGACCCAAGCACACAGAAAUGUGACUCACUCAACACUGUGUUCAUUAAACUUCUCCUGUUUCCUCUGGUUAUUCAAAAUGUAAAAUCAAAUCAAAGUGAGAAUAUUACCCGGAUCUGUUUUUUGGCUGUUUUUUUGUUUUGUUUUGAGACAGGGUUUCCCUGUGUAGUCCUGGCUGUCCUAGAACUAGCUUUGUAGAACAAGCUGGCCUCAAACUCACAGACAUCUGCCUGAGGACUGGGAUUAAAGGUAUGUGCUACCACCCAGCUCCCAGAUAUUUUUUAUCCAAAGGGUAAUUUUUCUUAAUCUUUAUGGGUGUUUCCCCUGCAUAUAUGUCUGUGUAACAUGAAUAUGUGGUGCCUUCAGAGGCAUUAAGAGAGUAUUGGAACCCCUGGUUCUAGAAUUACAGAAAGAACAGACAUGUGGGUGCUGGGAUCAAACUCAGUCCUCUAGAAGAGUGACCAGUACUCUGAAGCACCAAGCCAUCUCUUUGGACCCAGAAUAAAAUUUCUUAAAAACAAAGAAAGAAAGAAACAUCAAAAGCCUAGACUAGUAACAUUCAUCUACAAUCCCAGCACUGGAGGCUGAGGUAGGAAGAUCAAAAGUUCAAAGGGUAAAGUGGCUUGUGCCUUUGAUCCCAGCAGGAGGCAGACAGGUAGGUCUCUGAGUUUGAGGCCAUCUAGUUGACAUAGCUGCAGGUCAGUCAGGGCUACAAAGUUAAAAGCUACCUUGAGUUCCAUGGUGAAGUGAUACUAUGUGUCUUCUUGUAUAUCAGGAGAGACUGUCUUGGAACUCCAAAGGAAAUACUUCUUUAAAUGCCAAGACUUCCAUAGGAAGAUCCAUCAAGACCUGGAAACACGAGCACUCUAAAGCAGUUGGUUCGGCUUUUUUGGAUUUAAGACAGGGUCUUUCUAUAUAGUCCUGACUAGCCUUGAACUCUGAGAUCCUUGACUCUAUCUCCCAAGUGCUGGAACUAAAGGCAUGCGCCACCAUGCCCAGCUAGUUUGGCUUUCAUCUGAACAUUUUUUCCAAUAUUAUCUACAUGAUUCACAGCUAAUCAAAUUUUCCACUACCCUCAGCCAAGGGUAAUGUUCCAUAGAGCUAUCUCAGGCUGGACAAUAAGUUGUUACCAAAUUUCAUACAAUUACAUACAGGAGUUCACCACUACUGAGAAUGAUAAAAAAAAAAACAAAAAACAUUUCAUUUCUAGAACAUAACAAAGCUUUGAAGAG
This is a messenger RNA of Alexandromys fortis (reed vole), 3367 nucleotides long. Its product is annotated as diazepam-binding inhibitor-like 5. Gene Ontology annotation, biological process: fatty acid metabolic process. The record is from RefSeq and is a predicted model, not a curated record. Bases 183 to 446 code for a protein of 87 amino acids. Lineage: Eukaryota; Metazoa; Chordata; Mammalia; Rodentia; Cricetidae. Gene Ontology annotation, molecular function: fatty-acyl-CoA binding. Gene Ontology annotation, cellular component: mitochondrion. The transcript is spliced from 2 exons.